This is a messenger RNA of Cyprinodon tularosa, 1777 nucleotides long. Its product is annotated as alpha-2,8-sialyltransferase 8F-like. The transcript has 9 exons. The coding region runs from base 121 to 1302 and encodes 393 amino acids. Lineage: Eukaryota; Metazoa; Chordata; Actinopteri; Cyprinodontiformes; Cyprinodontidae. Gene Ontology annotation, biological process: oligosaccharide metabolic process; N-glycan processing. The record is from RefSeq and is a predicted model, not a curated record. Gene Ontology annotation, molecular function: alpha-N-acetylneuraminate alpha-2,8-sialyltransferase activity.
ACAUGCAGAGCUUCUUUAGGUGUGGACUCUGAUAGCAGGGAUAACCAAGAGGUGAUAAAUAAUGAAGGUUGUAAAAAAGAAAACCAGUAAAACCAAAAAGUGAAACUUAAGGAGGGAAGUAUGAAGGGACACCUUUUGCUGGCUUUUAACCUUCUGAUUUUGGGGAGCCUUUGGACUACUUUCUUCUGGUAUACAUGCAACACAAAUUCAGAGAAACCUCGCUACACCCUAAAGAAAAACAAAGAUUGUAGCCACUGCAGGGAGAUAAAAAGUCUCUCCAUAGAUGUUUGCUCUAAAGCUUCACAAACAGAGGAGGUCACUGAUGUAACAUCAAGUAAAGACCAACCUCAGAAAGUGGCUGACAAGAAAGAAGCUUCUAAGCCAUGUAAAGACUGCAGGAAGCAAAUCAAGGACAUUUUAGAGCCUUACUCUCAAGCCUGGGCGAGGAAGGAGGAAAAGCAUGAAGAAAUAAGGACUUUGCUUAAACUCAAGGUCAGUGGUUAUAAAAGUGCCAUUAUUACUCAGGAAAACACUCCGGUGGGAUCCAAGCUUGUUAUGGAUGGACAGAAAAAGAGGAGUAUUGAAGUGAACACUGAGCAUUUUGAAACAUUUUUAAAGGAGAAUCCUUUUGCAAAUAAAACAUAUGACAGCUGUGCUGUUGUUGGGAAUGGUGGGAUCCUUGCAAACAGCAGCUGUGGAAAGAAGAUAGAUUCAGCUGAUUUUGUUAUCCGGUGCAACCUAGCUCCUCUGAUAGAUAAAUACAUCGAACAUGUUGGUAUUAAGACAAACCUGGUGUCGGCAAACCCAAGCAUCUUUUAUGAAAGGUAUGGAUCUCUUACAGGACCCCGACGGAAGUUUAUGGAGAAACUGUGCCAAUAUGGCGACUCCAUGCUUCUCCUCCCUACCUUCUCUUACACUGGAAAUAUUGCUGUCUGUUUGCGGGCUUACCAAACAAUUCAGGACUUUGAAAGCCCCAUCCAACCUAUCUACUUUAGUCCAGCGUACUUAAAAGAUCUUGACACCUUUUGGCGCUCUCAAGGAUGGAAAGCUGUACGGCUCAGCACUGGCAUGAUCCUGACAAGCAUGGCACUGGAACUCUGUGACAACGUCCACCUGUACGGCUUCUGGCCCUUCAGUCUUCACCCAUAUACAUUUAAGGAGCUGACUAACCACUAUUACGAUGACAAAAAACCAAAGGGGGGAUUUCAUGCCAUGCCAGAGGAGUUUAAGCUCUUAUUGCAGCUGCACAGCAAAGGUGUACUUAAGCUGCACCUUGGAGACUGUGAACCCAACAAAGAUUAGUCCAAUAGGAAGAAAUUGGGACCUGGGCAAACUGCUCCUUUUGCCUAAUUAUUCAUAAGAAUGCGAAUCCAGCAAAGCAUUUAAACGGCUACUUACCACUAAAUCAGCAUUUUUUAUAUAUUUUUUUUUUUUUUUUUUUUUUGCUGAUUAACUCUAUGGAUAGUUUUUCUUCAGUGAUAUUAACAUGUCCCAGGCAUUAUUGCAUCGAUUUACUCCUUCAUUGUUUAAAUUCCCCUUUUGUGUCUAUAACUGCCUAAUUGGUGCCCUCCUCAGGUUAUGAUGGGUUACUACAUUAGAUCAGAUCUGAUGUGCUCUCUUCAUCCUGUGCCAUUGGAAUUGGCUCGGACGAGGCUGCCUUUUACAACUGGUUUUUCUGUCUGUGCUUCUCUCUCUUUGAACCCCAGUCAGCAGCUCACACUGAGCCUGGUUCUGCUUGAGGUUUCUUCCUGUUAAUAGGGAGUUUUUCCUCUCCACU